Molecule: messenger RNA, 732 nt
Organism: Trichoderma gamsii
Lineage: Eukaryota; Fungi; Ascomycota; Sordariomycetes; Hypocreales; Hypocreaceae
Exons: 1
Coding region: 1-732 (243 amino acids)
Source: RefSeq, a predicted model, not a curated record
AUGGCCACCAAAAGUACCAAAAGCACCAAACAACGCCCACUCUACCCCCGUGGCAUCCCUUCCAAAUUCUCAUCCGAUGGAAUCGUCCAGCGCUUCCCCGGCAACACCAUAAUCUGCCAUCUACCCGCCAACUCUCCUCUCCAGCCCAGCCUAAACAGCGUCUACAAAUCACUAAGCUCCCACCCCGUCUUAUCCAAGCUCAUCCAUCUCCUCCCCAAAGACUCUUGGCACAUGACCGUCCAUGGCGGAAUCCACGGCGAUAAAGUCACUCCCGGAAAGCGACCUCCCGGAUUCGAAGGACGGUUACUAGAAGAAGUCACCGAGGAUUUCGCCCAGAAGCUAAGACAGCUGGGCAUGGAGCUGGAAAAGGAAGGUCUGGCGCCUCCCUACAAGAUGAGAAUUCGGGGAUUCAACGGAGCCAAAUUCUUCAUCGGGUUGGAAGUCGAAGGAGCUACUGCAGAAGAGGAAAAACGCAUGCGAUUGCUGCGAGAUAGACUUGCUGAUGCGCUGGGGCUGAGACAGCCAAACCACGACACAUAUGGCUUCCACAUCACCAUUGCGUAUCUGAUGAGAUACAUUGAGGGGAAGAAUAGAAAGAUGCUCAAUGCAGUGUUUGAGAAGCACCUAUCAGAGGUACAGCUGGAGUUUGAGCUUGGAGCAGCGGAAUUCUGCACGUAUGAGAACAUGUAUUCCUUUGUAAGGCUGUUCUAUCUCGGACAAGGUCAAGACUGA